UGCGGUGACGCGCCUCUCUCCAAAACGGCCAUUGCUGUGAUGAUAUUUGUGGAUAAAACCAAGCCAUUCUAGGCGCAAGUACUGGAUGUGUUCUUUCGCGCUCAUUCCAGUGACGUAAGAUGUUAUGUGCUUUUGUACCGAGAGAAGCGAGAGCAAUAUUCGUCUGCGCGUCACCGCCAAUUGCGCGUGCCCGGACAAAUCUUCCAAACCUGCCCGAAAGGGACACACAGGGAUCUUAUUGUUAGAGGAGCAGCAGAGUGGGGUCCAGCACGUGAAUGAUCUACCUCAGAGAGAUGAAAUGUUGAUCUAACAUUACAAAAUCUGAAACCCAGAAAACAAAAAAAGAUGGAUGUGCAUUGAAAAAAACCUGGAUCUAUAAUGACCCUGAAAAAUGGAGAAGCACGUUUGUCAAGCAACAGAUAAUUUCUGAGGAGAUGGAGAAACUCAGAUUUUCCUGAUACACAUCUGUCAAUUGCAAGACACUGUACAUACUACCUGCCUUGCUCUGGAGUGAACUACCAAAAAUGGAUCUCUUUUUGGUUCUAAUGUCUACACUGACUACAUGCAUGGCAAUAAAUAUGGAAGAUACUGGAAGCCAUAGCAUGUUCACCUGUGAACCUAUCACAUUAAGGAUGUGUCAGGGCCUCUCCUACAAUACCACCUUCAUGCCCAAUCUUCUAAAUCACUAUGAUCAGCAGACCGCUGCUCUCACAAUGGAGCCCUUUCAUCCUAUGGUGAACCUGGAGUGCUCCACUGAAAUACGGCCAUUCCUCUGUGCCCUUUAUGCACCCGUGUGCACAGAGUACGGCCGAGUGACCCUGCCAUGUCGGCGCCUGUGCCAGCGUGCCAAGAGCGAUUGCUACAGACUCAUGGAAAUGUUUGGGGUCAGCUGGCCAGAGGAGAUGGAGUGUAGUAGGUUUCCAGAAUGUGAUGAGUCUUACCCCCGAACGAUAGACUUACUCCCCAACACUGUCAGCACAGAGGAAUCGCCUUCAUCUGUUCAACGGGACUAUGGUUUCUGGUGCCCACGAGAGCUGAAGAUCGACCCUGAGUUGGGCUACUCAUUCAUGGGCGUGCGCGACUGCUCGCCUCCUUGCACAAAUAUGUACUUCCGCAAAGACGAGCUCAUCUUCGCCCGCUAUUUUAUUGGCGUUACCUCCAUUGUCUGCCUGUCAGCCACACUCUUCACCUUUUUGACCUUCCUCAUCGAUGUCAGGCGUUUCCGUUACCCAGAGCGGCCCAUCAUCUUCUAUGCUGUCUGCUACAUGAUGGUGUCCGUGGUGUUCUUCCUGGGCUUCCUACUGCAGGAUCGUGUGUCAUGCAAUUCUGCAAGCCCAGGUCGAUUCCGUGCCUCCACCAUCACUCAGGGCUCUCACAACAAAGCCUGCACACUCCUCUUCAUGACACUCUACUUCUUCACCAUGGCGGGCAGCGUUUGGUGGGUCAUCCUCACCAUCACCUGGUUCCUAGCUGCUGUUCCCAAAUGGGGCAGUGAGGCUAUUGAGAAGAAGGCUUUGCUCUUUCAUGCAGUGGCCUGGGGAGUUCCAGGGGCCCUCACCAUCACACUCAUGGCAAUGAACAAAAUCGAGGGUGACAGCAUGAGCGGUGUUUGCUUUGUGGGGCUCUAUGACCUAAUGGCUUUACGGUGGUUCCUAUUGGUGCCUCUUGCACUGGAUGUGGUUGUGGGUGUGGUGCUGUUGUUAGCAGGCAUCGUGGCACUGAAUAGGGUGCGAAUGGAGAUUCCGUUAGAGAAAGAGAACCAGGACAAAUUGGUGAAGUUCAUGAUCCGGAUUGGUGUGUUCUCUGUGCUGUAUCUGGUGCCUCUGCUGACAGUUAUUGGCUGUUAUCUAUACGAGCAGAGCAACAGAUCUGUGUGGGAGAAUACAUGGGUACAGGAGCGCUGCAGAGAGUACCAUGUCCCCUGCCCGCUUAAGGUGGAGCAGACAAGCAGGCCUGAUAUCGCCUUGUUCCUCAUCAAGUACCUGAUGAUGCUGGUGGUGGGCAUCCCAUCAGUGUUUUGGGUUGGCAGUAAAAAGACGUGCUUUGAGUGGGCCAGUUUCUUCAGUGGGCAUCGCAGAAAAGAUACAGUGCACGAGAGCAGGCAGGUGCUGCAGGAGCCCGACUUCACCCAGCUGCUCCUCAGAGACCCCAAUACCCCAGUGGUGAGGAAGUCCAGAGGUACCUCAACGCAGGGCACCUCCACCCAUGCCUCCUCCACACAUCUUGCCAUGCUGGACGAGCCCCCCAGCGCAAGCACCAGCCGUGCCGGCAGCACUUGCAGCAAGGCCAGCAGCUACCAUGGCAGCCUGCAUCGCUCCCGAGAAGGCAGGUACACAGCCUGCAGUUUCCGCGGCAUCGAGGAACGUCUCCCUCACGAUCAGCUUCAGCACUGCAACGUCAAAAGUCUUGACAGCCAUUCGCGACACAGCAGUCUGCAGCGCCUGGAGAGCCAAUCGCGGCACAGCAGCGUGCGUGACCUCAGCAUCACAGCCCAAGCCAUCCAGUGCGGUCCUGGCAACGGCAUUCACUGUGUCAUAGAGGAGGACGCAACUAAGGCGUGAACUUUAAUGUGCCA
Xyrauchen texanus (razorback sucker) is the source of this 2575-nucleotide messenger RNA. RefSeq names its product frizzled-3-like. Gene Ontology annotation, molecular function: Wnt receptor activity; Wnt-protein binding. The record is from RefSeq and is a predicted model, not a curated record. Gene Ontology annotation, biological process: non-canonical Wnt signaling pathway; canonical Wnt signaling pathway. Lineage: Eukaryota; Metazoa; Chordata; Actinopteri; Cypriniformes; Catostomidae. Gene Ontology annotation, cellular component: plasma membrane. Bases 525 to 2561 code for a protein of 678 amino acids. The transcript has 7 exons.